This is a messenger RNA of Eutrema salsugineum, 496 nucleotides long. RefSeq lists its product as uncharacterized. The coding region runs from base 34 to 351 and encodes 105 amino acids. The record is from RefSeq and is a predicted model, not a curated record. NCBI's taxonomy places the organism in Eukaryota, Viridiplantae, Streptophyta, Magnoliopsida, Brassicales, Brassicaceae. The transcript has a single exon.
AUUUGGAAAUCACACACACACACACACAACAAAAUGUCUCCAAAAUCAAUCUUUUUACCUAUUCUUCUUCUAAUCAUAUUUGUCUCUUCAUCUCAAGCAAGUCGUCAACUUUGGGAUGGUGGAUUUGGCGGGAUGUUUCAUGGGUUUCCAGGCUUUCACGGAAAUGGAGAUUUGAUGAAUCCAACACAUACAUGCACGGUGCAAGGACCUUGUUACGGUAAGAAGCUGACUUGUCCUGCGGAGUGCUACAAGUCAACCAACGUUGAAAAAGAAGGUUACAAAAGUACAAGCAAGAGCGGAGGAUGCUCAAUGGACUGCACGGAGAAGUGUAUCGCGCAUUGUUCUAAUUAAUCAUUUUCUGUUACUUUAUAGUCUAUAUAUAUGAGUAUGAUUAAGACGUACCGCAUUUGUUUUGUUUUCUCCUUGUGUAUGGAUUUUGAUUUAGCUUUUCUAUCAUUCUAUGUACAUAAUAUGUUAAUGAAUAAAAGAAAAUUUU